Messenger RNA from Gastrolobium bilobum, 2265 nucleotides. Its product is annotated as glucan endo-1,3-beta-glucosidase 8-like. The transcript is spliced from 5 exons. Gene Ontology annotation, biological process: carbohydrate metabolic process. Lineage: Eukaryota; Viridiplantae; Streptophyta; Magnoliopsida; Fabales; Fabaceae. The record is from RefSeq and is a predicted model, not a curated record. Gene Ontology annotation, molecular function: hydrolase activity, hydrolyzing O-glycosyl compounds; protein dimerization activity. Bases 1 to 2265 code for a protein of 754 amino acids. Gene Ontology annotation, cellular component: plasma membrane.
AUGUCAGAUGAAUGGAAGAAUAACAAAUAUGCAAAAUCAACAGAUGGAAAACUUAGUGAAAAUGUAGUGAUGGAUAAAUACUUUUGGAAUAGGGUUGAGAUUUGUUUGAUAGGGGCACUUCCUUUGAUUGAAGUGUUUCGUUAUCAACCUAUUUGGGAUGUCAUUGAUGCAAGAUGGGAGAGACAACUUCAUAGGCCUUUUCAAGCUGCAGGCUAUUACCUUAACCCAAAACAACAUUAUUGUCCUACAUUUAAAGUUGAUUAUGAAGUAAAGGUUAGACUAUAUGAUUGUAUAAAAAGGAUGGUGGCGGAUACAACUAUAGAAAGAAAGAUUGAAGAACAACUUGAGGAAUUCAAGCAUCGUAAAGGUCUUUUCUGGACUACCUUUACUAUGGAUGGAGUUGAAACCAAGAGUCCAGCAGCAUGGUGGGAAUCUUAUGGUGAUGGCGUUCUUGAGCUCCAAAAAUUGGCUAUUCGUACGCUUAGCUUGACAUGUAGUUCCUUUGGGUGUGAACGGAAUUGGAGUGCUAUUGAGAUGAAAAGAAAUCGUUUGAAGCAGGAGACAAUGAAUAAUAUUGUUUUUGUGAUGGCUAACUCAACAUUAGGCAAGAGAAAACAUAGAGCAUCUCCUCAAAUUGAUUAUUACUUUGAUGACAUUGAGUUGGAUGAUGAUUGGAUUAUGGAACCAACAUAUGAAGCAUUUUUGGAAGAUGUUGAAGAAGAUCAAGAUCCCCUUGGCUUGGAUGAUCCAAAUGAAGAAGAAGGGAACUUGAAUGACUUGGAAAUUCCUGGAUUUAUUGUAACUUUUUGUUAUUAUUUUGUGGGGAGAAUGGGAAAAAAGUGUUUUUUGAGAUGGGUUUUGGUGAUUGGGGUGAUGGGUUGGAACAGUGUGGAAGGGCUUGGAGUGAAUUGGGGAACACAAGCUACACACGAGUUGAAGGCAGAUACGGUGGUGCAGAUGUUGAAGGACAAUGGGAUUCAAAAGGUGAAGCUGUUUGAUGCAGAUGUCUCCACAAUGAGUGCUCUUGCUGGGUCUGGGAUUGAAGUCAUGGUUGCUAUUCCUAAUAACCAGCUUGCUCAAAUGAAUGACUAUGAUCGUGCCAUGCAAUGGGUUCGCAAGAAUGUUACUAGUUACAACUUUCAGGGUGGAGUUAACAUCAAGUAUGUAGCAGUAGGGAACGAACCAUUUUUGAAAACCUAUAAUAAUUCAUUCUUGAAUGUCACCUUGCCUGCACUGCAGAACAUUCAAAAUGCCCUUAAUGAGGUUGGUGUAGGAGACACGGUUAAGGCCACAGUGCCCUUAAAUGCUGAUGUAUAUGAGUCUCCUGAGAAUAAUCCUGUUCCAUCUGCAGGAACAUUUAGGCCUGAUAUAAGUGAUCUCAUGACCCAAAUAGUACAAUUUUUGAGCAAGAAUGGUGCACCAUUCACUGUGAACAUUUACCCCUUCUUAAGUCUUUAUGGGAAUGAUAAUUUUCCUAUGGACUAUGCUUUCUUUGAUGGGGUAGCCAAUCCCAUAAAUGAUAAUGGGGUUUCAUACACCAAUGUUUUUGAUGCAAAUUUUGAUACAUUGGUUUCUGCUCUUAAAGUUGUGGGAUAUGGGGACAUGCCCAUUUUGGUAGGUGAAGUUGGAUGGCCUACAGAUGGUGACAAGAAUGCCAAUUCAGGCAAUGCAUUAAGGUUCUAUAAUGGGCUUCUACCAAGGCUUGCAGCAAAUAAAGGCACCCCAAGAAGACCAGGAUUUAUUGAAGUUUACCUAUUUGGACUUAUUGAUGAGGAUGCUAAGAGCAUUGCUCCAGGGAAUUUUGAACGUCAUUGGGGAAUAUUUAGGUAUGAUGGGCAACCCAAGUUUCCAAUGCAUCUUUCUAGUCAAGGUCAAAAUAAGUUACUAGUUGGUGCAAGAAAUGUGCAUUAUCUUGAUUCAAAGUGGUGCAUGUUUAAUCCAAAUGCAAAUAAUCUAAGCAAUCUUGCAGAUAAUAUAAACUAUGCUUGCACAUUUGGAGAUUGCACUGCACUUGGAUAUGGAUCUUCUUGUAACAAUCUCGAUGCUAAUGGGAAUGCCUCAUAUGCAUUUAAUAUGUAUUACCAGGCGCAAAAUCAGAAUGACAUGGCAUGCAAUUUUGAAGGUUUAGCCCAACUUACAACAAACAAUAUUUCAACACCUACUUGCAAUUUUAUUAUUCAGAUAAAUCCUUCAUCGUCCUCUUCUUUGAGGGUCUCACUAGUAGCUUUCUUAUUUAUUACACUACCCAUUAUUCUAUUUUUGUAG